GCUGGAGCUUGCCGCUGGUGGGCCGGGAUUACCUGGAGAUCCUGGCCGCCUGGUCCUGCGGCUUCGGCCAGUGCUGCGAGACGGGAGACUGCAGGAUCGCCAACAACAUCACAGGGCUGGAAGCAGAGCUCAGUGGGCAGCUCCACGGGCAGCACUUGGCCAAAGCAGUUAUUCUCCAGGCGGUGCAAGGGUUCCUGCGGAGCCCGCGGCCGGAGAAGGCGCUGGUCCUCUCCUUCCACGGCUGGUCUGGCACAGGCAAGAACUUCGUGGCUCGGAUGGUGGCCAGUCACCUGUACCGGGAUGGGCUGAAGAGCGAGUGCGUCAGGGUGUUCAUCUCCCUCUUCCACUUCCCCCAUCGCAAGUACGUGGACUCGUACAAGGCUCAGCUGAAGAAGCAGAUAAGCGAGACUGUGCAGCUCUGCAAGCAGCCCCUCUUCAUCUUCGAUGAGGCGGAGAAACUUCAUUCCAGCCUCCUGGACGCCAUCAAGCCCUUCAUGGCUCACCACGACAACAAGGGCCAGGCGGAUUACCCCAGACCCAUCUUCCUCUUCCUCAG
Messenger RNA from Eurypyga helias (sunbittern), 556 nucleotides. RefSeq names its product torsin-3A-like. The transcript is spliced from 3 exons. Lineage: Eukaryota; Metazoa; Chordata; Aves; Eurypygiformes; Eurypygidae. Gene Ontology annotation, molecular function: ATP binding; ATP hydrolysis activity. The record is from RefSeq and is a predicted model, not a curated record. The annotation marks the transcript as partial. Gene Ontology annotation, cellular component: endoplasmic reticulum lumen; nuclear envelope.